CCUUCUGUCUUGUUGAUCUUCAUCAAGGUGCGGUUUCUCUGGACAGGUGUUUUACUCACUUCUAGCUCAGACGGGAAAUUAAAGUCGUGUUGAGUUAUUUAUUUUUCCCCCGUAACACUUCUGGAAGAAAGUUUGGAUUUAAAAAGGAGAAAAAAAAUCUUUUUAGAGACUAUUUUAAGGUGAUCUUCACUUUUUUUUUAAAGGACAAACUCUGCAGCUUCUUGGAAAGAAGGACAAAAAAUGGCGAAUAAAGGGUUGCAGUUGCUGGGAUUUAUUCUGGCUGUAAUUGGGCUCGCUGGUCUCAUAGCCGGUACCAUCAUGCCCCAGUGGCAGAUGUCGGCCUACGUGGGAGAUAACAUCAUCACCGCCGUGGCCAUGUACCAGGGCCUGUGGAUGUCCUGCGCCUACCAGAGCACCGGGCAGAUCCAGUGUAAAAUCUACGACUCCAUGCUGCAACUAAACAGUGCUCUCCAGGCCACUCGUGCUCUGAUGGUCAUUAGUAUCCUUCUGUCUGCAAUCGGACUGGGCGUGGCCACCAUGGGCAUGAAGUGCACCAACUGUGGUGGUGACGACAAAGUGAAGAAGUCCCGCAUCGCCAUGACUGGAGGAAUCAUCCUUCUGCUGGGAGCUCUGUGUGCCAUCAUUGCCUGCUCGUAUUUCUCCUACCAGAUUAUCCGGGAUUUCUACAGUCCCUUCACUCCAGUCAACACAAAGUAUGAAUUCGGUGGGGCCAUUUUUGUCACCUGGGCUGGAGCGUUCCUCACUGUUUUUGGUGGUGGCUUGUUGGCUGCAUCUUGUCCCAGGAGCCAGGGCAAGUCAUCUAUCUCAAAAUAUCCAGUGUCCCGGCCCCCAAGCAGCACCAAGGAGUAUGUCUGAGUGCCAGUCCCACGCCCACUUGGUCCCGAAUCAACAGCAGCAGUGAGCUGGUGGAGGUUUUCCUAUGUGGUUGAUCUGAGAGCAGUUAGUUUAUUUAGCUUAAAGCAAACAUUUCUGAGAUCAGCACAUCAGGGUGAUGUCUGACUGGCCUACAGCAAUUUUUUUUUUAAACUAGUUUAUUCCAUUAUUAAUGGUGCCUUUUGUUGUGAAGUUUGUAUUCAUAAGAUCCAUGUUUUACAGAAGGAAGUUGUGAUAUUAAAGUUUUUCUCUGAAGUGUACUAAAGCAUGACACUCAGGAUCAGUGUGCAUCUCCGUAAUGUCUGUCACGUCCCCCUGUUUUGUCUUUAGGCCCAAAUACAGAAUGCUGAAUGAACUGGAGCCUUUAUUUUUAAAGAAAUUGAUGCUGUUGAGUUUGAACACUACCCCACCAUCUCUGUCACUCUUUGGAGAAAAAAAAAAGUUUUGCUGUGCUCUUCCACAGCCCAGGAUCUGUUUUUAUGGAGCCUUGCUGUUCUUGUGAUUCCUCAGCGUAAAAGUUAAUCUUCACCUUUGUUAGAAACUGUCCUUGUUCACCUCAAUGAUGCAUUCCUGACAUUCUCUUCUGCCCACCAACAACCCCACAACACUGUUUGUACUGUUUCCUUUCUCUGAAAUUCCAGCACUGAAGAGAAAUGCUGUAGAUAUUGUUGCAGUUCUGAUACAGUCUUUUUUUAAAUGUUUUAUGCAAAUUAAUUUUAUGUAAAUAAACAAAUUGAACUUUUCCUGUA
This is a messenger RNA of Neoarius graeffei (lesser salmon catfish), 1643 nucleotides long. It is a transcript of the gene cldn7b, whose product is annotated as claudin 7b. The transcript has 4 exons. The record is from RefSeq and is a predicted model, not a curated record. Bases 241 to 876 code for a protein of 211 amino acids. Gene Ontology annotation, cellular component: plasma membrane; bicellular tight junction. Gene Ontology annotation, biological process: bicellular tight junction assembly; cell adhesion. Gene Ontology annotation, molecular function: structural molecule activity. NCBI's taxonomy places the organism in Eukaryota, Metazoa, Chordata, Actinopteri, Siluriformes, Ariidae.